AUGGAACAACCUCCCGGCUUUGAAGAUCCAAACAAACCCAAUCAUGUGUGCAAACUCAAUCGUGCUCUCUAUGGUCUAAAACAAGCACCUCGUGCUUGGUUUCAACGCCUAAGCAACUUCUUGCUUACUCUCGGAUUUGAAAAUAGUAGAUCCGACCCUUCUCUAUUCACCUACCAACGCCAUGGUAUUUUAAUUUAUCUCCUUGUUUAUGUGGACGACAUCAUUAUCACCGGUAAUAAUGACACAUUUAUUACCAACUUCACCACACGUCUUGACAAGGAAUUCAAAAUUAAAGACCUUGGAUUGCUUCAAUUUUUUCUCGGCUUGGAGGUGACGCACACUGACUCGGGUUUAUUCCUAAAUCAAUCCAAAUAUGCCCAUGACAUAUUAACUCGAGCCGGUCUUCUUGAUUCCAAACCCGUUGCUACUCCUCUCACAUCUAAAGAUGUGUUCCACUCACCGGGUCACCCCUUUCAUGAUCCUACUCUCUAUCGCUCUCUUGUCGGUGCCCUUCAAUACCUCACUAUCACUCGACCCGACCUUUCCUAUGCCGUAAACCAAGCCAGUCAAUUCCCUCAACAACCCACCACCACCCAUUUUCAGUUGGUCAAGCGAAUUUUUAGAUAUGUUAAAGGCACUUUGACUCAUGGUUUACAUUUUGAUAGACCUCCUAGCACUACUUUACUAGGUUUUUCAGAUGCAGAUUGGGCUCGAUGUAUCGACACUAGAAGAUCCACCAAUGGCUACUGUAUCUACUUAGGUGGAAACUUGGUCUCUUGGAGUGCAAAGAAGCAACCUACAGUCUAA
Molecule: messenger RNA, 807 nt
Organism: Helianthus annuus (common sunflower)
Lineage: Eukaryota; Viridiplantae; Streptophyta; Magnoliopsida; Asterales; Asteraceae
Exons: 1
Coding region: 1-807 (268 amino acids)
Source: RefSeq, a predicted model, not a curated record